Messenger RNA from Dipodomys spectabilis (banner-tailed kangaroo rat), 4977 nucleotides. It is a transcript of the gene Wdr26, whose product is annotated as WD repeat domain 26. Gene Ontology annotation, biological process: proteasome-mediated ubiquitin-dependent protein catabolic process. Gene Ontology annotation, molecular function: protein binding. The transcript has 14 exons. Gene Ontology annotation, cellular component: GID complex. Lineage: Eukaryota; Metazoa; Chordata; Mammalia; Rodentia; Heteromyidae. The record is from RefSeq and is a predicted model, not a curated record. Bases 16 to 1893 code for a protein of 625 amino acids.
AGCGGCGGCGGCGCCAUGCAGGCCAACGGGGCGGGAGGAGGCGGCGGCGGCGGCGCGGGCGCCACCCCGGAGCUCGCCUGCCUGGCGGCGCAGAACGGGGAGGCGUCCCCGGCGGCCGCGGGGGACCUGGCGCACGCCAACGGGCUGCCGCCGCCCGCCGCCGGCAACAAUGGCACCGGACCGAGUGUCAACAACGGGGUCCCCGGCGCCGCCGCCGCCCUGGCCGCCCCCGAGCCGGGCAGCAGCCUCAAGAAGAAGAAGCGGCUCUCGCAGUCGGACGAGGACGUCAUCCGGCUGAUCGGCCAGCACCUGAACGGCCUGGGCCUGAACCAGACUGUGGACCUCCUCAUGCAAGAGUCAGGAUGUCGCUUAGAACAUCCCUCUGCCACCAAAUUCCGCAAUCAUGUCAUGGAAGGAGACUGGGAUAAGGCAGAAAAUGACCUGAAUGAGCUAAAGCCUUUAGUGCAUUCUCCUCAUGCGAUUGUGGUAAGAGGCGCGCUUGAAAUCUCUCAAACGUUGUUGGGAAUAAUUGUGAGGAUGAAGUUUCUGCUGCUGCAGCAGAAGUACCUGGAAUAUCUGGAGGACGGCAAGGUGCUGGAGGCACUUCAGGUUCUGCGCUGCGAGCUGACGCCCCUGAAGUACAACACAGAGCGCAUUCACGUUCUCAGUGGGUAUCUGAUGUGUAGCCAUGCAGAAGACCUAAGAGCAAAAGCAGAAUGGGAAGGCAAAGGAACAGCUUCCCGAUCAAAACUGCUGGAUAAACUUCAGACCUAUUUACCACCAUCAGUGAUGCUUCCCCCACGGCGUUUACAGACCCUCCUGCGGCAGGCAGUGGAACUACAAAGGGAUCGGUGCCUAUACCACAACACCAAACUUGAUAGUAAUCUGGAUUCUGUGUCUCUACUUAUAGAUCAUGUUUGUAGUAGGAGACAAUUUCCCUGUUAUACUCAGCAAAUACUUACGGAGCAUUGUAAUGAAGUGUGGUUUUGUAAAUUCUCUAAUGAUGGCACUAAACUAGCAACAGGAUCAAAAGAUACAACCGUUAUCAUAUGGCAAGUUGAUUCGGAUACACACCUGUUGAAACUUCUAAAGACAUUAGAAGGACAUGCUUAUGGUGUUUCAUACAUUGCAUGGAGUCCAGAUGACAACUAUCUUGUUGCUUGUGGCCCCGAUGACUGCUCUGAGCUCUGGCUUUGGAAUGUACAAACGGGAGAACUGAGAACAAAGAUGAGCCAGUCUCACGAAGACAGUUUGACAAGUGUGGCUUGGAAUCCGGACGGCAAGCGCUUUGUGACUGGAGGCCAGCGUGGGCAGUUCUACCAGUGUGAUCUGGAUGGAAAUCUCCUGGACUCCUGGGAGGGGGUGAGAGUGCAAUGCCUUUGGUGUUUGAGUGACGGGAAGACUGUCCUGGCAUCAGAUACACACCAGCGGAUUCGGGGGUAUAACUUCGAGGACCUCACAGAUAGGAACAUAGUACAAGAAGAUCAUCCUAUUAUGUCUUUUACAAUUUCAAAAAAUGGCCGAUUAGCUUUGUUAAAUGUAGCUACUCAGGGAGUUCAUUUAUGGGACUUGCAAGACAGAGUUUUAGUAAGGAAGUAUCAAGGUGUCACUCAAGGGUUUUAUACGAUUCAUUCAUGUUUUGGAGGCCAUAAUGAAGACUUCAUCGCUAGUGGCAGUGAAGAUCACAAGGUCUACAUCUGGCACCGGCGAAGUGAGCUGCCCAUCGCAGAGCUGACCGGGCACACUCGCACAGUCAACUGCGUGAGCUGGAACCCACAGGUCCCGUCCAUGAUGGCUAGUGCCUCCGAUGACGGCACUGUGAGAAUAUGGGGACCAGCACCUUUUGUAGACCACCAGAAUAUCGAAGAGGAAUGCAGUAGCAUGGAUAGUUGAUGGCAAAUUUGGAGCAGACGACUUCUGUUUAACUUAAAAUUAGUCGUAUUUUAAUGGCUUGGGAUUUGGUGCAAACAAACAUGAUUGAUAGCUGGACAGACAUGCUCGUCAUGAAAACAGAACCAUUUCUGAAGCCCGAUUGGGGCCAAACACGUACACCUUGCUUCAUAGUAACCAGUUGAAAUGAAGCACGUCGUUAGAACGUUGUUGGACGCCAUGUUGAAUUCUCCCCCCAUCGGUUGUGAAGAACUAUGCUACAUCCAGGCUUACCCAUUGAACUCAGUAUAUAUAUAUAUUUUUUCCCUCCUGCCUUUUGUCUGGCAGGAUACCAUUCUUGUUGCUCUUCUGUGUAAUGAAGUUUAAAUGCUUGUUUGGAAAACUUUAUUUAACAGUUUAGAAGGCUUGAUAGAAAGAGUGCAUUAGUCUGAAGAGUAUACAUUGGAUAGGAAAGAAUUUCCUUCUUUUGUUUUUCCAAAUCUCUCCGCCUUAUUUAGCUUGAGAUCUUUGCAGCUUGGUUCAUGGAUUUUAGCCUUGCCCGUUGCGCAGUAUAUACUGAUCCAGAUGACAAACCAGUGAACUAUGUCAAAAGCACUCUCAAUAUGACAUUUGACAAAAAGUUUUGUACUUUUCACAUAGCUUGUUGCCCAUAAAAAGGGUUAACAGCACAAUUUUUUAAAAAUAAAUUAAGAAGUAUUUAUAGGAUUAAAGUGACUUCAUUUGUAUACAUUUGGAAUCUAAACCAGCUUAAAAAGUUUUCCUCUAUGACUUAGAUACACAGCAAAGCUGAUGGCUCUUCUGUGUACCACGUGACAGACCGUCACAACAGUGCUUGAAGGACAUGUACAGCAAAGUCAGUAACACUUUGAGGGUACUCACUCACACACUUUGCUUUAUCAUGAAGGAACAUUGAUAUCUGACGCUGAAGAAACUCAAGAUUCAAAAACUAGUUUUAAAUCUGCCAACAUAAGGUAGCAAGUCAUCCGUGCAGGCUUUCCACAUUUGUUCCAGGAUGUUCACUUGGGAACCCAUACUGGUAGGGUACAGCAGGAGUAGAAAUCAGCAGGUUAAACCACUUUGGAGACUCACAACAACUUGAAGUCAGCAGGUUACAAAUAAACUGGGACUAAAACCUCAUAGUUACUUCUAACUGCCCUCGGUACCUUGACAUGUUAGGGACAUAAUAGGUUCCUUCUCAGCUUUUCUGAUGUUGCCAUACUAAACCUCAUUCAAACUGGUGCUGUGGACAGUCUCUCCUCCCCUUUUAGGAAAGGUUCUUCCAUGGGAAAAAAGUUUUAAUUUUGAGAAUUUCACAUUUAAGAUAAUCCAAAAGCCUGAUGUGCACAUUGUGCUUUUAAACCCUAACAGCGGAGUAAAGCACACUUGGCCUCCCUUGAAAUUGUUCUUUAAGCAGAGGAAAGUAGGGGGACAUCGUUGUUGUACUGGAAAAAGGAAUGGGAAUAACCCCAAAGCUAAGAUCCCAGUGGAGAAAAAACUCACACCCAGUUCCUCUUUAGGCCUUUCCCAGUCUGGUAUACAUCACCAUGACAACACCCUUCAGUACCCACAAAGAAGAAAAAGGCUUGGAUUCAGGAAUUCUUCCAUUGUGGGGUGGAAGGGAGGGGUGGCAGCAGGGGGCAGGAAUGUGUCAGGGAAGGGGAGAAGAAUGAAAACACAUUUGGCCUUAAAACAGCAUGUAUUCUCUCAAGACCCCCUGGUAACAAAAGACAGGUCAUAGAUUUAUUUUAUCAAAUUGGUGUGUACAUGAUUUCAUUAAGAUUAUUUUGCAGAGACCACCACCUACUAGAAUCAAAGAAUUCCUGUUUUGAUACUCCUGAGUUAAAAUAACUAUGUUACCGUUUAUCUGGUACUUCAUUUUUCUUGACUAAAAUUACUUUUUACUUUAAGCUUGAAUAAAAAUCUUCAUUGACAACUGUAUAUAAUUAAGUGGCAACUUCUCUUUACCUCAGUACAGUUAGAACCAUAUUUUAAGUAAUUUGUAUAAACCCUGAAGCCAUUAAUGCACCCAUCUCUAUAGUAACACCCUUAACAAAAUGUGAGCAUAGAAUCUCCACGGCUGUUUACAAACUUGGUUAGUGUGCUACCCUGCACGUGUAACAUUGGCUGAGAUUUGUCAGAUUCCACUGCAGCCAGACACCCUUCGGCCUGUGUUUUCAGAGGUCUUUUGAGGUGCAAUAUAAAAAAGGGGGAGAAAAGAACAUAGCUCUUACUAAAUGGAGUAACAAUUAUGCAAAGGUUUCCAUAGCAGCUAGGUGAGUUUGCUCCCUAGGUCUGUCAUAACUGGCAGCCUCCUGUGUAUACUGGCAUAUUGAUGUGCCAAUUUGCUGUCGAGGUCUGUUUCAUACAUUUGCUGUGGUUGUGAUAGGGAGGUGGGACAAAAAAAAGGAAAAAAGACGAUUGGAGAAACCCAGGAUUUUAUGGAAUAGUAUAAACCCAGUGGCAGGAUUUUCUAGUCCAUAGCUAUUAGUUGAAAUUGAAAAUGCUUUUAGAUUAUAUAGUAGACUUAAGAGGGUUUCUAUCAAGCCAUCCACAAGAUACAAAUGUAUAAGUUGAAAAGUACUAAUACUUUUUGCACAUAGAUCAAAAUAGAGUGGAGAAUUUUUGGCUCCAAAAUUCAGGUUAGUAGGUUUAUUUCCAUGUAUUUAAAAUUUUUUUUUUUUUUUUUGGUUAUGCAAUGAAUAAGGGCUACAGCAAGAAUGAAAUUAAAUGUCUUCUUCCUGUUAAAUAAGUGGUUAUUAAUGGUAAAAUGUUGGAUUUGGUUAUUACGGAGGUUGGUGUGUGGGUGGUAAAGAAUAAGUGGGGAUUGGAAGGGAUAAUGGCUUACCUAGUUUUGGUUAUGUAUUUAUGCCAACUACAUUUCUGUUCCUCUUAUUGGCCAGGUAAAUGAGUUAUAUUAACCCAGGUAAGUAGUUUGGACACAGAAGGUUUUAUUUGCAGACGUCCACAAAUGAGCCUGGUUCAUCAGGUGGGAGAGUAAAAAGGGAUUCCAAGUUGAAAAGAAACCAAUAUUGUCAAUAUUUUCUUACUCUAAAUAAAAACAAGUAGUGGUACAGUGAGUUUUAUUAG